Molecule: messenger RNA, 8254 nt
Organism: Penaeus indicus
Lineage: Eukaryota; Metazoa; Arthropoda; Malacostraca; Decapoda; Penaeidae
Gene: Sec24AB
Product: protein transport protein Sec24A-like
Exons: 20
Coding region: 138-4889 (1583 amino acids)
Biological process (GO): endoplasmic reticulum to Golgi vesicle-mediated transport; COPII-coated vesicle cargo loading; intracellular protein transport
Cellular component (GO): endoplasmic reticulum exit site; COPII vesicle coat
Molecular function (GO): SNARE binding; zinc ion binding
Source: RefSeq, a predicted model, not a curated record
CGUCACUUCCGCCACACAGCUGAUGAAGAUGGCUCGGUGAUGAUGGUGUUUUCCUCGGAUUUUCUCUCCCCGUGACGCCCGACAGGAGUUUUGAGCGACGAGACACCUUCCUCAGGGGGAUUUUGAAGGAGAGGAGGAUGCAGCAGCCACCGCCAGUGAUAAAUGGUGGGGGACCGAGGCAGCCACAGCCUCACCGGUUCCCCGCCGCCCCUCCAGCAGGGCCUCCCAUGGGCAUGAAGCCUCCUGGGCCAGGCAUGGCACCCCCAGUAGGCCUCCCAAGACUCAAUGGGCCCCUCAUGAAUGGCCCACCCUCAGCCCCACCUACAAGGGCACCGCUUGUCAAUGGCCAGAUGGGACCUCCUCCUCCAGGACCCCCAAUGGGACCUCCAGCGGGACCUCCCACCCGGCCGCCCCUGGGGCCCCCUACCCAGCCACCACUAGGACCCCCACAGAGACCCAUGGGUCAACUCCCUAUACCCAAUGUGCCUCCCUCUGGCCCAGCUGCCAAGCUGCCCACGGGGCCCAACCUGGUGGCCUCCGGACCCCCCAGUCCUAUGUUGAACGGGCACCAAAGGCCUUCGCCGCCCACCAAUCUCCCAGAGCCACUCUCUAACCGAUCAUCUAACCGGUCCUCUCGCCAGCCUUCCCCCAUCCCUACUCCUCAGCUUGACCGCAUGGAGAUGCAGGCCACGCCUGACUCGGGCCACACACCCAGUGGAUCCAUGACGAAUCUGAGUGAAGCAUCUAGCAUGGGCUUGCUAAACCCAAAGUCUGCGGGCAGCUCAGGGAAGAGCACCCCUAGGAUGCCCUCUCCCAGCAUCCCAGGAAGUGGGGGUACAGCCGCCCCUACUAGUAGUGCCCCUGCCAAUGUGCCUCCCUCCUCCCAACCUGCAUCUAGUGAACAACCUGCCAGUGGUUCCUAUGUUAACAGUGUGUCCUUGGACAGAACUGUGAAGCCUCAGCUUCCAAGUGGUGCUCAAGUGAUGAAUGGACCGCAGACUGAUGUGCAUGGGUCAGAGUUGCCAAAAACUAUUCCUCCUUCCACCUCCAGUGCAGUAUCACCACAGGUCAACAGCAACCCCUCUCUGAAACCAGAAACGAGUGCGCCAUCUCUUGUCAGGCCCCCAGUGAUUGGUGGUCAGAGUGUUCCUCCUUCCAGUGGUCCACCAUCAACUACAGCUCCUUCAGUUUCCAGUGUCCCCACUAGUGCUCCUCAGUUUAAUGGUCCUCCAGUUAGAAGUCCCAUGUUUGGUAGUGGACAGCCCAGUGUCCCAGGACAGUUUGUGCCACAACAUAAUAAUGUAUAUCCCCCUGCAGGGUCUUUAGCCCAACCCUCUGGACCAGCAGGCCCUACUAUGACGCCAAGGGGACCACAGCCGCCUAUGUCAAUGGGUUCUUUACCUACUUCCAUGGGACAACCACCAACAUCAAUGAGCAUGAGUUCAUUUCCAACAUCAGUGAGCCAACGCCCACCAAUGUCAAUGGGUGUAGGUCCUCCACCAUCUGGAAUGGGUGGUCCUAAAGCAGGUGGUCCUCCACCCAUGUCAAUGGGUGCACCACCAACAUCAAUGGGUGUACCACCAACAUCAAUGGGUGCCCCACCGACAUCAAUGGGUGCCCCACCAACGUCAAUGGGUGCCCCACCAACGUCAAUGGGUGCACCACCAACGUCAAUGGGUGCACCACCAACAUCAAUGGGUGCACCACCAACGUCAAUGGGUGCACCACCGUCAAUGGGUAAGCCACCUUCAAUGGGUCCCCCACCUACAUCUAUGGGUGCACCUCCAUCAAUGGGCCCUCCACCUACAUCUAUGGGUGCACCCCCAUCUAUGGGGCCUCCACCUACAUCUAUGGGUGCACCUCCAACUAUGGGCCCUCCACCUGUGUCUAUGGGUGCACCUCCAUCAAUGGGUCCUCCACCCACUUCAAUGGGUGCUCCACCAAUGGGCGCUCCACCAAUGGGCUAUCACCAACCUCCCAGAAUGCCAAACCAAUCCCAACACAAUGCUAUGCAAGGGACCAUGCCCCGGUAUCCUAACCAGCCACAACCAGCACAGAAAUAUCCUCCUCCCCCCAGGCCAGGAGCACCACAGGGUGUGAACCAGCUAUCACAGCAGCUGGGUGGUCUGUCGGUGACACGUGAAGGCUGGAACAAAGGCUGGGGGACACAGCAGAUAGACCUUCUACAGCAGCGGCAGAUCCUACCCCCUGAGGGUGUGGUGCCCCCGAAGCCAGUGUUGAUUCAAGAGUAUUUGCCUAAUUGUUCGCCAGAAAUCUUCCGGUGUACGCUAACAAAGGUUCCAGAGACAAAGUCAGUGCUGCAAAAGUCCCGGCUACCCUUUGGAAUACUCAUUCAUCCGUUCAAGGACUUAGAGCAUCUGCCUGUUGUAAGCUGUAACACGAUAGUGCGCUGCCGAUCAUGUCGCACAUACAUUAAUCCCUUUGUUGUAUUCAAAGGGGAACGAAGAUGGGAGUGCAACCUAUGUUUUAGGGUUAAUGACCUUCCAGAGGAAUUCCAGUAUGACCCAGUCAGCAGGACAUAUGGAGACCCAUCAAGACGGCCAGAGGUGAAGGAGGCCACGAUAGAGUUCAUUGCCCCACAGGAAUAUAUGCUGCGGCCACCACAGCCAGCCACUUACCUCUGGGUGUUGGAUGUGUCUCGGCAAGCCGUUGACACUGGUUAUCUUAAGAUUGUAUGCGACACCUUGCUUGCUCAGCUGGACAAGAUCCCAGGGGACAGGCGAACCAUGAUUGGCUUUAUCACUUUCUCCAACAAUGUCCAAUUUUAUCUGAUGGGUGAAGACCAAAAGAGUGUACAGAUCCUUGAGGUUGGGGAGGUGUCAGACAUGUUUGUGCCGAAUCCCGAGGAUCUGCUUGUUAACUUGGAGCAAAGCCGCACAUUAAUAGAAGAAUUGUUAUCAAAGCUGCCUGACUCGCAGGCUGGAACUGUCCAGACACAGUCGGCACUUGGCCCAGCCCUUCAAGCAGCUUACAAACUAAUGUUUCCUGUAAUAAAGCCUAUGAAUAUCAUGCUAAGCAUGGAAAUGGCAUCCUCCAUGGAGCUGGUGUUCUUCCAGUCACGGCUCACGGACAUUACAUUCUACACUCGUUUCCGAAAUGCUUUUGACGGCAAGUUUGUGUUGCCCAGCCUGCAGCCAGAUUUUCCAGUGACUGCAUUUUCAUGUUACCUGUCCCUUGAACCCAUUGUAUGCGACACCUUGCUUGCUCAGCUGGACAAGAUCCCAGGGGACAGGCGAACCAUGAUUGGCUUUAUCACUUUCUCCAACAAUGUCCAAUUUUAUCUGAUGGGUGAAGACCAAAAGAGUGUACAGAUCCUUGAGGUUGGGGAGGUGUCAGACAUGUUUGUGCCGAAUCCCGAGGAUCUGCUUGUUAACUUGGAGCAAAGCCGCACAUUAAUAGAAGAAUUGUUAUCAAAGCUGCCUGACUCGCAGGCUGGAACUGUCCAGACACAGUCGGCACUUGGCCCAGCCCUUCAAGCAGCUUACAAACUAAUGAGUCCCAUAGGUGGUCGCAUCACAGUUAUGACGACAACACUACCCUCAGUUGGCCCAGGUGCACUUCAACCACGAGAAGACCCGAACCAGAGGGCAGGGAGUGAUGUCCAGAACAUGGGGCCAGCCACCGACUUCUACAAAAAGCUUUCCCUUGACUGCUCUGGCCAACAGAUUGCAGUGGAUCUGUUUGCCCUGAAUUCACAGUAUGUUGACAUGGCUACAUUAACUGGGAUCAGCAAGUUCUCAGGUGGCUGCAUCCACCACUUCCCUGGAUUCCACGUGGCCAGGAACCCUCCCUCUAUCGGUCCCUUCACAGCAUGUCUCACACGCUACAUCACCCGCAAGAUUGGCUUUGAGGCUGUCAUGAGAAUCAGAGCGACGCGGGGACUAGCCAUCACAAAUUUCCAUGGUAACUUCUUUGUGCGGUCUACGGAUUUGCUUUCCCUGCCUAACAUCAACCCAGAUGCUGGCUUUGGCAUGCAAGUCAACAUAGAAGAGCCGCUCCACAGCAUCCGUACUGCUUGCUUCCAGGCAGCUCUCCUCUACACAUCCAGUAGAGUAAAUUUAGACACUCCGAACAUCCAUGAAGUUGUGACAUCAGGUGACCAACAGGCAGUGAUUGGCUUGUUGGCCAAGAUGGCAGUGGAUCGUUCUCUUACUUCUUCCCUCUCAGAUGCCCGUGAUGCCCUUGUCAAUGCCUGCGUUGAUGCGCUCACCGCCUUCAAGAUGGGACUCUCCAACCCAGCGCAUGGGGCCCUGGAGGUUUGCCCCAACCUGAGCCUCCUGCCACUCUUCACAUUAGCACUAUUUAAAUCGAUUGCUUUGCGGUCAGGGACAAGCACAAAGCUGGAUGAUCGGCUGUAUGAGAUGUGUGAGCUAAAGUCGCUGCCAUUGCGCCACCUCAUGACCAAGUUGUAUCCAGAUCUCUACGCGAUCCAUAUGCUGUCCGAUAAAGGUGCCCUCAACAUUGAUGAUCAGGUGAUACCUCAGCCUGGACGCCUGCAUCUCUCUGCGGAACGUCUGGAUCGAACUGGAGCCUAUCUGAUGGAUGCAGGCAGCAGCAUUUAUAUCUAUGUGCGGUCAAUGGUGUCCUCAGAGUGGGUGGAAGCAACCCUUGGUGUCCCUAGCUAUGCAGCCAUUCCACAGCCACUCUAUGAUGAUGCUCUUCCUGUGCUAGACACUAGCCAGUCACACCUCCUCCACAACUUCAUCUCGCACCUUCAGAGGGGCAAGCCCUAUCCGGCACCUGUGUUGAUCCUCAAAGAGGACAACCCAGCGCGCAUGCUCUUCAUCCAGCGGCUUGUCGACGACCGAUCUGAGGGCUGCCACUCGUAUGUAGAGUUCCUCCAGUAUCUAAAGAAGAAUGUUAAAUAGUCAUUUUCUUUUAUGUUAUUGAAUGUUUAGGAUGUUAAAAAUAUAAAAGGAAAGUGCAAUUUUUCUUGUUUUUCUUCUUUUUUUUAUGUAUAAAGAUGUUUUUGUGGAAUGAAGAAAUGAAGUAUAUAUAUACGUAUGAUUGAUAACCACAUUUGGGAUGGGUGGAAAGGGGUUAAACAAGGAGGAAGAGGAAGAUCAAACAGGUAGAGAAGAUACACGGUAAUUGGAAAAACAGUGGAAAAGAUAUAUUGUAAGAAUGAUAGACAAGAGGAACAGGAGGAAACUCAUUUUAAAACACAGUUGUGAUGAAUGGAUUAGCAUAGUUUCCAAGGGGCAUCGUCGGUGUCCUUGUGUUGGUCCCUCAGGGUUCGUUAAUUCCGUAGGAGAAGUGCCCAUUUCACCAUCAUCAAGGCUUGCAGACCACUUGAGCAUAAGACUUAGAAUUCUGAAUUAGGUUUUGGUGUCAUCAAGGAGCCUUAGUCAUUUAGGGUCUCGAUCUUCUUCUUCGAGAGAUCACUUUUGUUUUUUAAGAAAAGGAAAAUUGUCAUGUACUGUCCAAUUUAAGUAGCUUUUUGUAUGGAUUUAAUAAUAGUUGUGUUUUUUGCAUAUUUUAUAUCGUGUAGGGUGACAGUUUUAAGAGAAUAUGAAUGAAGUAAAAUAAAAGUUUUGCUGAAUGAGUCAGUGCAUUUGUGGCAAUAAUUCUGUGACAAGAUUAUCCCAGGCAAGGUUUCCUUUCACGACCUGAGAAAUCAUUGCCGAGGGAGGUCAGGUGUCCGAACCAGAUAUGGGGUGUGUUAUGCCCUCUAGCAGUGCUGGAAGGGUUUUGAAAAAUAAAAAAAUAUAUAUAAAAAAGCAAAAUAAAAAGAGAGGAAAAAAAAUGGAUACAGAGAAUGACUGUCCAACUAGUCAAGGAAUUUAUUGGUAGAGAAAAUAUUUGAUAGGAAAUUGAUAUUCUCUCUCUCUCUCUCUCUUUCUUUCUAUCUUACUCUUUUUUUAUAUGUUUUCACCUCCGGUAUUUCACACUACAUUUCGGUAUUUCACACUAUAUUUCUAUCUCCUAUAACAAUUAUAAUGAUAACAGCUCCACCCUCUUAUCAUAAUUAUUAUUCAGUUUUUUGUUGUAUAACCUUGUGUUGGAAAUUGCUGCAAAGAUUAAAUGUUACUGAAAUACAAAAGUUUGUAAUUUGUUCCUGAAGUUGAAGUGCAUUGUAGAUAUCAAGAAUGAAUAUAUGAAAGUCCAUUCCAUUUAGUACAGACUAGGGGGUUUCAGAUCUGUGAAUCUUUUGUUAAUGUUAAGUAUCUUGGUGGUUUUGAAUUGGAUAUAGAUUUUAAAAAAGAAUUUAUUAAUCCUGCUGGUCUUCUGAGGAAGCAUGAAGUCCAGUAUAUAUGAAAAAGAAAGAAGACAAUAAGAACACAGUCGGAAAUAUUGAGGAAGAGACUGUAGGUAAUGUACUAACAGUUAACAUGACCAGAAAAUGAGACCAUGAAUAGUUUGUGGUCAUUGAUUUUGUCUUUAGUCAUGUAUUUUGUCACAUCCUUGACAUAGAAAGAGAGGGGGGGAAAUAAAAACAGUGAUAAUGAUAGUAGCAAUGAUGAUCAAGAAAUGAACUUGGAUGAGUAGUAUCCCUUUUUCUACAGUACAGAAAAAAAUGCCCUCUUGAAUGAUUAUAAUUUACAUUACAAGAAUUCUUUGGAAAUCCACAAUUAGUCUUAUUUGAAUUUGUGUAAUCAUUGUUUUUCUGUAUCACUGGUUGAGAAAAAAAAUUGUUUUCACAGUUUGCUUGGUCUCUGUCAGUCCAGAAAACAAUGAACUGGCAUUAAAGUUCCUGUGUCUGGCUUGCAAAUUAUAACUUGAUGUUCAGUGUGGUAGACUGCUGCUUUUGUGUGAAGACAGAAAUAAAAGAAAAAUAAGCAUAAUGAUGGUAACCAUUUAUCUGUAGACAAGAUCAUCAAAGCCCUAUAUAGUGAUAAAGUAUAUCAGUGGAUUUGUAGGUGCUUAUAGACAUUCUAUAUAUAUGGAAGGAAGAAAAAGAUUCCAGCCACCCCCCCAGCCCCCCUCUCUGUUUACUGGGUAGUUAGUGGAAAAUAUAGAAACGUUUUGAAAAUGAAAGUAUGAAGAUCUGUGUCAUUGCCUCUUCAAAAUUAUACUUUUUAUAUUGGACUGUAAAAAAGAAAAAAAGAAAAUAUGCAGCUGUUUCAUUUGCAUGUGAAUUACUUUGUCAAUUUUACUUGCCUUAAAAUAAAAUGUGGGUAGCGUUACACCUAGUCCAUGAGACCUAUGUACUCUUUAUUAUUGUUAUUAACCUGUGAACCCGUGUAUAUCCAGAAGUAUAUAUUUUAUUUACUCUAUUCCCAUUUUAUAUUUUGAAUUACUAGCAUUGGAAAUUGAUGAUUACAUUGUCCCUGCUCAACUUCAUUAUAUUUCACUGUAACGCCUUGUCUGUCCUUGGUGGGCUUGCACUGGGCGUAUAUUAACCAUAUAUACUUAGCGUGAAUGAAUUUGCGUGUCAACAUGUUAAAGUAUGGAAUGAAUUAUUGUAGGUUUGUGCUCAGAAUAUCACAUUAUCACUCAUCCACGCGUGUGUGUCUGCAUGCACACUCAUACACACAUACAGCCACAGAUACACUCGCACACAGACACACACAUGCACCCACACACACCUGCGCACGUGCGCUAUAACACACACAAAAAUACAAACACAAAAAUACACACAUGCACUCAAACACGCACACGCAGACACGCACAAACAUACACACAAUUUUUAAAAAAUAUUUUUGUUACUAUUUUUAUUUUGUGGGGAAUGCUUGACAUCAGUUACAGAUGUCAGAUCUCCCAAACAGCAGGUAAUAGGAUUAUCUUUUUUUGAUACAUUGGGAGGGACAGGGCAGGUUUAGUCAUUUUUCUUCUGUAAUAAGUGAAGGAAGACGCUCAUAAGAUUAGGGAUAAUGCAAGUGACGUUUACAGCUUAGAGGGAAAUGGAAACCUUUGUCAAGAAAAUAACCAAGAAAGAAAAUAAUUUUAGCAUUUUUUUUUUUCUUGAUAAUAUAUAUAUAUAUUUUUUGUGUGUAUGGGUGUAAAAUACAGCUUGUACAUAGACCUAUAGCUUUUCUGUUUCUAUUUGAUAAGUAAUUGGGUUAUAUAUAUGUGAACCAAGUCAAAAUAUACUGAAAUCCUUUGCUUAAAUGAAUGAAUUAUAGUUUUAUCAAGCUGUGCUCAUUUUGUUAGUUAUCAAUGGAUGCAACAUUUACCUGUUUUUUGUCCUAAUCAGCUGUUGCCCAAGUUGCCAGAUGUACAUUUUCAAACUUGUGAUUUAAAUCUGUAAUUAAGGAAAUGAUUGCACAAUAAAAUGUUAUAUAAAUACAAA